CACACUCCAUCUGCUCGCUCUGACACGAGCGCUCGUCUCCAAACCUCCAAAAACAUCACUGCUUGCUGCUUGCUGGUCUUGGUUUGUGCUUUUGGGUUUUUCCCAUCUCCAGGACAGGAAGAGGAACAGUAGCAGCAGAGGCAGUGAGAACUGGACACAAUUCCAGGAAAAGGAAGUGGGCAGUGACCUUUUUGAGCGAAAGACGCCGAGGGUCGCACAGCUGCUGGGCGACACUUUGAGGGAGGCUUGAGGAGGAGGAGAACCUGUUGGAUACAUUAGUGGACCCUUUUGUUGAGGGGGAGGAGGAAGGUGCUAAAAUAUUGCAUCUCUCUUCAUAAGCACAGGCUGGUUUGAGGAUUUGGAACUUCUGCUGAGAUCUUUGGAAUAUUCUACUUGUCGACACUCUGCGAGGAGGAUUUGGGACCUCGGACUGACGGCAGUGAGAUCAUGGCUUUGCUUCGCCUCUGGACCAUGGGGAUUGUGGCCGUCGUGGCCUGGUCCAUCUUGCCAGGCAUUUCCGAGGAGUCGGGCCUUCCUGCAGCAGUGGGGUCGAAGAGGCAAGGAGUUGGGGACAUUGUGAAGAAGGAGACCCAUCCUGUCCUGUCCCGGAAAAAGAGGGAAUGGAUCUGGAACUCACUCUACGUGGAAGAGGAGAAACCAGCACCCAAUCCCUACAAGAUCGGACAGCUCAAGUCAAGUCAGCGAGUGGAGGUGAAGAGGUUUAAAAUCGAAGGCGAAGGCGCAAACAGCAUCUUCACCGUGGACCAGAAAGGUGACCUGUUUGUCAGCAAGUCUUUGGACCGAGAGGAAAAGAGCUCGUACCAUUUGACCGCCAGGCUGUAUGACGGCAACAACAAGCUCAUUGAGGACUCGGGAGACUUUGUGGUCCAGGUGACAGACAUCAACGACAACAGCCCCGUUUUCCCUAGAACUUACAAUGGCUCCAUCAUGGAGAGGUCUUCAAUAGGAACCAAGGUGAUCGAAGUGAGGGCAACCGAUGCCGACGACCCCACUACUGCUAACAGCGAGCUGCGCUACUCUCUGACGCCGGAUGGUGACCUCUCUGCUUUUGAAAUCGACAGCAUCACAGGUAUGAUCAGCUGCAAGACGAGUACUCUGGAUCGUGAGACCAAGAGCCAGUACGUGGUGGUGGUCCGGGCUCAGGACAUGAGGGGAAUGGCAUCUGGCAGCACGUCCACCACGUCUGUCACUAUCACCAUCAGUGACACCAAUGACAACAUCGCCUCCUUCACCAGACGGAUUUUUGAGCUGCAGGUUCCGGAGGACCACAAGCUGAACGAGAGGAUGGGGACUCUGGAGCUGGAGGACAGGGAUCAGAUUCAAAACAAGGAGCCCAUCUUCUCCCUGCCCAAUGACAACAAAAUGUUCUACAUUGACCUCGAUCUCAACAAGGACGGCAACCUCAUGCUCCGACAGGCUUUGGACUACGAGACCAGAAACAGUUACUCCUUUACCGUGCAGGUGCGAGAAAACCUACGAAACCUGCGCUUCCCUGCUGACAAUGUGGCCACAGCUGUCACUACAGCACAGGUGAACAUCAGGGUGUUAGAUGUGGACGAGGCGCCCGUGUUUUCACAGCCCAUCUACACCUUCAAGGUGCUGGAGGAACGACUUGUCAACAACAUCGGCACAAUCAGCGCCAGAGAUCCCGACAAAGCCAACAAAAGCAUCCGAUACUCCAUCUUGGACAAGGACUGUCCAAUCGCUAUCAAUCCAAUCACAGGGCAGCUGUCCACCCUGAGGACUCUGGACCGUGAGCUGCAGGCCACGCACAUGUUCCAAGUUAAAGCCCAAGAGGAGCCAAGCGGUUUGGAGUCGUUUGUCAAAGUGAACAUCGUUGUCGAGGACGUCAAUGACAACAAGCCCGAACUGGCUGUGGACGAGAUCUUUGUCUGUGAGAGCGACACUGCAAAGACAGUGAUCGGGACUCUGAGAGCCACAGAUAAAGACGACCAGCCAGCCUCUUUCACCUUCAGCCUAGCCAGUCCCAGCUCCAACUUCUCCAUCAGAGACUUUGGCAACAACACAGCAGACGUCCUGGUGAAACAAGGCCCCUUCAAUCUGGAUGACCCCAGAGACUACAGCGUGGACGUGAGCAUUAGUGACGGCGGACGCCCCAUCCAGACCAGCAUCACCAAAGUGGCCAUCAAGGCAUGUCGCUGCGAUGCCAGGCGGAUUCCGACGCAGUGUAAGGCUGUGGCUCAGAAGAUGGGAGUGAGCGUCCAUGUGCUCAUCGCCAUUCUUCUCUGCAUUCUCACCAUACUGGUGAUCGUGAUUCUGUUUGUGAUGAAGAAACGCUAUCACAAGGAUUCGCUGGCCAGUAUGAAGAACAGCGGCGAGAUUCACGAACAGCUGGUUACGUACGACGAGGAGGGGGGAGGGGAGAUGGACACCAACGGCUACGAUGUCUCCAUCCUGACGUCGGCCUUCCACGAUGGCUCCCUUCUCCGCCACCCGGACUGCCAUCCCCACCCGUCCCUUUAUGCCAUGGUCCAGAAGCCCCACCCGCACCACGGCCAGCCCGCCGCCUGCAAGGGCGACAUGGCGGCCAUGAUCGAGGUGAAGAAAGACGAGGCUGACCAUGACAGGGAUGGCUUCCCAUACGACACGCUGCACAUCUACGGCUACGAGGGGCCAGAGUCCAUAGCGGGCAGCCUCAGCUCUCUGGGAAGUUCCUCCAGCGGGUCGGACUCGGAUUACGACUUCUUGAGCGACUGGGGCCCCAGGUUCAGGACCCUGGCCGAGCUGUACGGCGUGGAAGAGCCUGACUACUACCACUAAUAGUCUUCCGGGCAACAUGCCAGGAUACUAAACAGCCAUGCACACACACACACACACGUGCACACACACAGAUUAACACACAUUAAGAGACAACAACUGACCUUGAUGUUGUCAGUUUUGUUUCUGGACGAGGAGCUAGGAGAAAUUUGGAGGGUCCAAGAAGCUCCAUCAAGACGAAGCUCUCUGGUCGUCCAAUCAGAUAAAAGGAUGUCACGGGAGGGGGAGGGGCUUCGUCAUUUGAUGAUUGCCUGAAAGGUAGCAGCCAAUCAAAGUUGAGGUCUGAGCAGUGUGUUUGUGUGCCAUUUUUUUAUUUUGUAUUUUUUAUCUGUACAUCUACACGGUCAUCUGUAUAAUCCAAAAAAGAAGAACUUUGUUGAGGAAAAAAAGGCUUUGCUACACAUGUUAAAAUGCUACACAUCUUAAAUUCCAGUAAAAGAGGCUAGAUUUCGGCCAACACCACAAAUACACUAUUGUGGGACUUGCUCAAAAUGGUUGAAAAUACGAGAAUAUGGGACCUUUUUAAAGGCUCUCCAAAUUAUUGAGAAUUCUUGGAUUUUUCGUGUUUUUUGUAGAAGCAAUUUAACUGUCAAGAAUGAGAUUUUAACCAAGAAAUCAGAAGCUGGUGGUUUCUAAACGGUGUGACGCCCUCACUUCAAUGCAGUGUUGUGUCCCGGUUGAUACUGAAAAGGGACAAGAACAAAUACUGGAAUUUUAUAUUUUAAGUCUUCACUUGAGUUUCUCCUGCCUCUUCAAUCCAAAUAUUAGUUCAGUUUUUAUCACUUUCUUUCGGAAAAGGACCACAGCAAUAGUCAGAGAUAAAUGUACAGUACAUCAGGCACACCCUUUUUUCCAUUAAGUGCCGACACCACCACACAUUUAGCAGUAUUCUGAAAGAAAGUAAAGCAAAACUACUCUUAAUGUUUUCUCCAAGCCAAGCAGUGAAAGAGGAGUCAUUUUCCAAACAAGCCAUUAUGUCCAUUUUGUAAUUUUAUCUGCGGCGAGAAAGCGAGCGAGCAGAGGAGGGGAAAAAAAGAGCUUUGUUUGACACAAGCCGUCAUCGCAGUUAUUGUUGUGUUGAAAGCUCAACUCUCAGAGGCCUCGUCUCAACGAGGUCCUCUGCACAACUCAGGAAGCUCACGGAUGCUCCAACAACUUUAACCUCUCAUCCUUCUGGCUACUGUCAGCUUGUGGAAGCAUGCCCCGCCCUCCAAAAAAGCAGACAAUUGCUGAAUACAUUUUUUUGGAUAAUUUUUUUUUAACCAGCAUAUUGUUCAAAUAGGCUAAACCGGGGGUGUCUAAAGUACAGCACGGGGACCAUUUGCCGCCCACAACUGUUUUUGUAUUGCCCUUUCCAUUUUGAAUAUACAAUUAAAUAAGGUAACCAAAAAAAAGAUAAACAUGGAAAAAUAAGAAUUUAUUUGAUGAGAAUAAAAUACACAAAAUGUAAGAUAUCCAAGUGGUCCCCAUCCAUUGAUUUUCAAUACGCAGCCCUCGCUGGGAAAGGUUUGGACACCCCUGGGCUAAAUAAACUUCCAUCAAGCGUUCUAGAAUAUACUCUUAAUAACCGUUCAUUUGGACCCUUUAAAGGAAAACUGCAUCAUCCACAAUCAUCAUCCACAAUCCUUAUAGGAGACAUGAAAAACAGAUCAAAAGAGGCAGCUCAUUAAUGCACGUAAUGGGACACACCUAUGCUUCCUACAAAACCUCCAACAAGGUUUUACGGUUUUAUAUACAUGCUAUACCCGUGUAGUAAAAGGUACAUUCAUGAUAACGUAAUACUUUUUAAGCAUUACCGGAACUUCCUUACUGUGCGCACUGAUUAGCAACAUCGCAACAUAGCAACAUAGAAAGGAACGCUACACCAAGCAUGAACUUUUCCAAGCUCAAAACUAAAAACACAGUAGCCGCUCCAAGAUGUAUUAUUAGCUCUCGGGAGUGGCCUGAUGCAUUGUGAGAGCGGCGAGUACGCGCUGUGAGCGAAUGUGUGGUAAAGCUAGACGCUAGCUGGCUAGUAGCUAGCCGUAGUUCUGGAGCGCAACAAUGUUAAUAACAAUAACAACAAUGUCGCUGUAGCUUGGUUAAUAUGCAGGUCAGAUUAUAUGUAAAAGGAGAGUUGUUGCCACUUUUUUGCGGUGGUUUUCAGACAGCUUUAUAGCCAGAAUACCUAGGUGUGUCCCAUUAAGUGAAUUCAUAGCUGUCUAAUUUUUUCUGCUUUUAUUUCUUUAGAAUGCACAAAAGAGAAAGACGUGUGUUCAUGUCUUAAAUAAGGAUUGUGGAUAAAGGGCAAAAUUUAAAAAAAUAAUAAUAAAAAGAGGUGCAGUUUUCCUUUAAGGAUCUGUUAAAGAGCAGUUUUUGGUUUAAAAUUCAAUCUUGCUGCCAUUAAAGCAACAGCUGAGGCAAUUUAAGCCACUCAGGUGCCUGGAGAAAGUCAUUUCUGGAAAAGUCAGUGGUGGACCUGUGAAAGAGUAGUUCUUCGUUUAAAAUUUAUACAGAAGUGACUUUCUAAUGCUGUUCUAACAGUAAUGGGUGUCCCUAGUUUAUGAGCACCAAAAUUAAUACAAAUCUUCCUCACUUGUCUGUUCCACUCUCAAACGCUCGCUUUGACUUCAUGAAGGAAAAACCACCUUCAUGGACCCCUGCCUCGCUAGAUAACUCCUGCCUCUUGUUUAUCAUACUAGGGGUGUCUCGAUCCAACAUUGAUAUUGGACCAAUAUCAGCAAAAAAACAAGUAUCGGCCUGCAUCUAAAAUCUCGCUAUUGGCUCUCCGAUACAAGCAGUCGAUUCCAAGCAGUUGUUCAACCUGUAGCGGCUGAAUAAAGCCCACGUUAUCACAACAACAGCGUGUGCUAACAUGUUUGUUGGCCAUGUGGCAGUAUUUAUCAUUAAAGUCCAUAAAAGACGUUGCAGAUGAGUGCAAAACUUGUCAUGCACAAGUUUCAAGUGGUGGCACAGAACCGGGGAAGCUUAAUACAACAAACCUCAUUGCGCAUUUGAAGCAGCGUCACACAGGAAACUCCCACAGGACAGCAAAAAGUCUUUAGCUGUAACAGGAGAGAGCCAGCCCCUGUCGGCGGUGAGUAAUGUUGGGUUUAAAUGCUUAAUUGAGCACAUCGAACCUUGCUAUAUUAUCCCUAGCGGCCAUGACAUCAUUGAGAAAUAUACUGUAUACUCCAGAUGCAUCAAGAAGUAAAUGAGUAUUUUUCUCAUACCUACUGUUGUUCUCUGUUUGAGUAAUAGCACUUGAUCAAGCAUUUUCUAACAUUCCACAUUACAAAAUAAGUCAUAAAAGUGUGUAUGAUUUGUGCUGAUAUUCAAGGCAGCAAUACCAGUAUCGUAUCGGAAGUGAAAAAGUUGUAUUGGGACAUCCCUAGUGUUUAAAAAAACAGCAGGCUUUGCUAUACAUCUUAAAAUAUAGCUGUAUAAAUUCCAGCAUCACGGCUAGAUUUUGGCCAACACAUCUCCAGCGCACUACUGUGGUUUAAUUUAAAUGGUUCAAAAACACUAUAAUGAGACAUUUAAAGGCUCCGCAAAUUAUUGGUAGUGGUUGGAUUCGUCGUCUUUUGGGGAAGACCAAUUUAACUGCGGAAAGGGUGAGAUUUUAUCAUGAAAAUGAGGAGCUUGUAGUUUAUAAAAGGUGUUAAAGGGCAAAUGUGUUGCCUUCACUUUCAAUGCAGUUGUACUGAAGAUGCAGCGAGUCCCUCCAAGGAGGUUAUGUUGUUUUGUAGGACUAGAUAUAGUCCCUCUUCAUCUCCUUUUCCAAUUAGUCCAAGAAUCCUGGAAGCGUUGAUAAUCCCAUCCUUUGCCAAGUGUCCUGUAUAUGGACACAACCGCUCCUUGGCAGUUCUUGCAGUGGUAAGGCUAGGGUAAGGAACUAGCUCACAACCAGCUGUAACCCCUAGGACUAGAACUGGGGAGGGUUUCAACUACUCCCCUGGUUAGGGUUAGGAGUGGGAAUAGGAUUAGCUACCCUCUGGUUAGGAUUAGGAUCAAGAAAUUUGCUGAAAUUUUUUUUACUAAUAAUAGGCGGUAGUCGACAAUGAAAUGGCAAUAAUUUAUUACCUAAUUUUUGAAAAACUGCGAUAGAGUGAGGGAGCGAUGUUCGAACCAGGGCGACUGUGCUGUAGUUUGGUAAAUCCCUAAACAGGCCAUUUUUCCACAGUUACAAUUUCAAAUUGGGAUAGUUGGGAUUGCUCUGUGUAUCAUUCUAAUAUAAAGAAUUCCUCGUUUAUUCUCUAUGUUGUUCUUGCUUGGAAGGCCAAACUGAAGACACAAUAGCUGGAAGUCACAUCACUCUUUUUCCCGUCGGCAUUCAUGUGUGAACUUCCAGCACCGUCUUCCCUCCUCGUCCUCGCUGCCUCGUCCCGGCUUGAAUCAACGCUAAACCAAACAGUGGAGUCAUAUUCCUGUCCAUAAGGGGGAGGGAUUGAAAGAGGGAAGGAGGGGGGGAAGGCGAGGUUGUGCCCGCCUUUUCCUGCCGUAUGUUAUCUCUCUGGUGACCCGACACAUUGUCCUCACUUCCUGUUUGGUGGGCUUGACAAACAAUCUUGGAGAGGAAGGCGAGGAGGUUGAAGGUUAAGAAGAAACAAGCAUUAAGAGAACAAUGUAGCCAUUGAAAGCUUUCAAUCACGGCAACACUGAGAAACACUUGACCAAUCUGAAUAUGUAUGUGCUUUUUUGGAGAUUAUAAACCACAAAUGGAUGAUUUAACAUUCAAUUUUCAACUUUAGUUUGUGCCCCUUUUAUUCACACUUUUUUAUUUUUUAUAUUUUAACCUUUAGACACAAUUUGAUGAUUAUCCAUAAUCUUUAGUAAGACAUUUUGCUGAAAAAGAAGACACAUGAAUCACUCAAAAUCCCUAAAAUGUAAGCUCUUUUUCAUUCAUUACAAAAAAGGCGGCAGCCAUCAAAGUCAAAGCCCAGCAACGUCACCUUCUAUUCUACUUACUUUGACUUUUGUCUCUUUCCUCCACGCUUGUAUUUAUUUUUCAGAAAAUGGACAGCAAAAUGUUUCCUUUCAAGCUCGUCCGCCUGAUUUCGCUCCUGAAUUCACUGCGUGGGACUUUGAGCGAGAGAGAAAAAAUGUUGGUUUUUCAGCCAAUUUAACCAUCUACAUUGUGAGAAGCAGACGGACAAAUUGGCCGACCAUUUUCUGGCCCAUUUUUGCUCGCUCAUUUCAGAUUUCACUUGCAGGAACAAAAUGUUCAAACUGAACCCAAAAAACAGACGGAAAAGUUGAUUUUGUGGCGGUUGCAACUCCAUCCGUCCAUAAUAAUGUUUACCCAGUCUAAUUGAGAAUUUAGGGGCAUUAUGCAGGGUUGUCAUGGCAACAUCAGAGACACAUUUCCCUUAUUACAAGUCAGUGUAACAUUCAAAUUAUAUUAUUUGAAGGUAUAGUCGUGCUUUUGGUUGAAGGAGGGUGAUUUUCUUUUAAGAGGCUAAAAUGAUUUUACAUUCAAACUCACUGUCUCAGGUUGGGAUGCAAACGCAACAAAUUGUCACAUUAACAAAUGAACUCACGUGUGUACACUAAUAAAUGACAUAUUUUCACUGUAUCUUGUGCGUUACUGGUGGACUUCGACUGAAAUGUACAGUAUACAAAAAUGUGCCUCUCCGUGUGAUUUCGUUUGUUUGUUUUUUUUAUAUUGUAUUUAGGCAACUAUAAACUUGACAGAAUCGCUUUUAAAAGUAUCACUAAUUGGAUUUUCGAUAAAAGAUGCAGUGUGUCUUAUGUGUUUUCACCAAGUAAUUGUAGGAAUUUGUACAAAAAGUGAAGCGUUUUGCGUGACACAAAAAUACAUUCAAUUAAUAAAAUGAUUAUAGUUUAUUUUUUAGCGCUUUGCUUUUUGUACAAAAUCCUACUAAAUUCCUUCGGGAACCGCAUAAGGUAAAAAAAAAAAAAAAGCAAAAGAAAACAUUUCUUCGCUGUAUAAACAGAGAAGAUGUGUGCCUUCAUUCUUUCAAGAAAAUAAAAGUGGAAUUCUUUUUUUCUUUUUUUUCGGGAUGGUGAACACAAUGUUUUAUAUAUUGUUUUUAUGGCGUAUAGCAAAUGACUUUUUAUUACCUGACAUUUUUGUAAGUGUAGAAUAAAAAAAUAAACUU
Messenger RNA from Dunckerocampus dactyliophorus (ringed pipefish), 8900 nucleotides. It is a transcript of the gene cdh5, whose product is annotated as cadherin 5. Lineage: Eukaryota; Metazoa; Chordata; Actinopteri; Syngnathiformes; Syngnathidae. Gene Ontology annotation, molecular function: calcium ion binding; cadherin binding. Gene Ontology annotation, cellular component: bicellular tight junction; adherens junction; plasma membrane. The record is from RefSeq and is a predicted model, not a curated record. Gene Ontology annotation, biological process: cell-cell junction assembly; homophilic cell-cell adhesion; calcium-dependent cell-cell adhesion. The transcript has 15 exons. Bases 448 to 2802 code for a protein of 784 amino acids.